This is a messenger RNA of Cuscuta campestris, 815 nucleotides long. The record is from the annotation of a GenBank genome assembly. NCBI's taxonomy places the organism in Eukaryota, Viridiplantae, Streptophyta, Magnoliopsida, Solanales, Convolvulaceae.
CCCAUAUACAAACCUUUUCUUUAUAUAAAUAAAUAAAUAAAUGUCAAUUUAUAGAAACGAGAAAUCAGCAAUGGCGGAAAUUAUUCCCCUCCUCGUCGCUACAACGAUAAUAAUGAUGUCCCUGCAGCAGCGAGGAGCAGAGAGCUACAGCAUCUGCAACAUGACCGGCGACGGCCUCAACGCCUGCAGGCCCUGGGUGACUCCGCCCGGUCCGGCCGAGGCGCCGUCCGCCGCCUGCUGCGCCGCCCUCUCCGCGGCGGACCUGCCGUGCCUGUGCCUGCAGAAGAGGAACGACGCCAUGAUGCUGUCGCUCCUCGGGAUCGAUCCCGACCUCGCCAUGGCCCUCCCGCCCAAGUGCAACCUCCCCCUCCCCCUCAAUUGUUAGGAUUAUUAAUGUUAGUUAAUUAAUUAUGUGUCUUACUUUGUGGGUAAUUUAAUUGUGUUCCUAAUUGUUGUUGUUGUUGUGCAAUAUUUAGUGCUUAUUUAGUGCUAUUAUGUAGGGAAAAGUCUUAAUCUAAACUAAUUUAAUACAUAUCAAUCUACCUUGCCAAAUUAGUUUCUUGAAUUUAUAUUAAAAAAUCAAAAUAAAAGUAAUUAGAAUUCGGUUUUUCGGUCGGUUUUUUUGAUGUAUGGGCGGUUUUCGAUUUCGGUUCGGUCGGUUUUAAUUUAUGGUUGGUUCGGUUCGGUCGGUUUUUAACCAUGUUAAAAAAAAGUCGGUUUUUUCGGUUUCAAACCGAAACCGACCGUUGCUCAGCCCUACUAUUAAGUGUAAUGUAUGUGUCAUUUAGUGCCAAAUCAUUAGCUUGGACGCAUUU